AUGUACCGGUUAGGGCAAGCGUCCGGUGAGCAGUCGGUGCCGUCGGACUGUUGCUGUUGGCGUGCGUACGAAAGCUUCAUGUGCUACCUGCACUACUACGGGAACGUUGUCUAUGGUCCCCAGUUCCGCCCAGAAGACCACUCCCGGCAAGUGCAGAUCGCAUACGAAUGUAUCAAGGUGCUGCAGAUUCCGGAGGAGGUGCUACGGCGCCUUGCCGCCGGCAGGGUCCCCGAUGAACCGGCGGCCCGUUGCCUGUUGCGGUGUUUCUUCCUUCGCACGGGACUGUACGAUGCCGAGCGAGGCUUCAACCUGCGGCGGCUCUACACGUGGAACUAUGAAAACCCGGACCGGAGGUACCUUUCGCCGGAGGUACACGCGAAACUGCACGCCAUCCGUCUGUCCCGGUGCGACCAGUGCACGGAGGUGUACCGCUCGUACCGGGAAGUUAUCGGGGAGCUUGGUAGCCCCUUCCAGGACGAGUUGGUCCUGCGAGACGCCGCAAAACUGGCUCUGAGCAGUGGGUCACGCUGCGAGGUCGUUCGCAUCGAUGAACCACCGCAGGAGCUUGAUGGCUCGUACGACGACCCACAUGAGGUGUACGAAUGGCAUGACUCGAACGACUGCAUAGAAGAGCCUCCAACUACACCACCACCGACAGCGGCCACGGAGAAGAGCACGACUCUGGAACCUACUACGAGGGCUUCAACCCACGAGACUACUACGGGUCCUUACUUCAAGCUGCAACCCAAACAGUUCAAACGCUGCCGCCAGUGCCGCAAACCGUGCAGCAGUUCACUGAAGGGUUCGUUCUGCUGCAAACGGUGCACCAAGUGCUCGCGGAACCGGUACAACAAGUACAACUUCUAG
Anopheles bellator is the source of this 867-nucleotide messenger RNA. RefSeq lists its product as uncharacterized. The record is from RefSeq and is a predicted model, not a curated record. Gene Ontology annotation, molecular function: odorant binding. NCBI's taxonomy places the organism in Eukaryota, Metazoa, Arthropoda, Insecta, Diptera, Culicidae. Bases 1 to 867 code for a protein of 288 amino acids. Gene Ontology annotation, biological process: sensory perception of smell. The transcript has a single exon.